Scutellospora calospora is the source of this 185-nucleotide messenger RNA. The record is from the annotation of a GenBank genome assembly. NCBI's taxonomy places the organism in Eukaryota, Fungi, Glomeromycota, Glomeromycetes, Diversisporales, Gigasporaceae.
AAAAUAACAUAGAUCCAAAUGAGAAUACUGGUGAUUUUGAGGAAGAUGAAAAUAUUGACGCAACUCAAAGUAAAAAUCAAGUAGAUGAUACAAGAGAUCAAAUUUUUUUAAAUAGUGAAUUUGAUGAAGAUUUUGAUUUAGCUAGAAGAAAUAUUCAUCCUGCAGAUAAUACUUCAGCAAAAUAG